AUGGGCCUGCGCUGGGCGCUGCUGCUGCUGCUCGCCCUGCCGCUGGGCUGGGCCGGCCGGGCCCGCAACGUGCUGCUCCUCGUGGCGGACGAUGGCGGCUUUGAGAGUGGCGUGUACAACAACUCCGCCAUCAACACCCCCAACCUGGACGCCUUGGCCGGGCGCAGCCUCGUCUUCCGGAACGCCUUCACCUCCGUCAGCAGCUGCUCCCCAAGCAGGGCCAGCAUCCUGACCGGCUUACCCCAGCACCAAAAUGGGAUGUAUGGGCUGCACCAGGACGUGCACCAUUUCAACUCCUUUGACAAGGUGCAGAGUCUUUCCCUGCUGCUCAGCCAGGCACUUAUCCGGACAGGGAUAAUUGGGAAGAAGCACGUUGGGCCGGAGACGGUGUAUCCCUUUGAUUUUGCAUACACUGAGGAGAACAGUUCUGUGCUGCAGGUGGGCAGAAACAUCACCCGGAUCAAACGGCUCGUCCGGAAAUUCCUGCAGAGCCAGGACGAGAGGCCGUUCUUCUUGUACGUCGCCUUCCAUGAUCCCCAUCGCUGCGGCCACUCCCAGCCCCAGUACGGGGCCUUCUGUGAGAAGUUCGGCAAUGGCGAGAGCGGCAUGGGCUGGAUCCCCGACUGGAAGCCCCAGACGUACAGCCCAGAGCAUGUGCAGCUCCCGUACUUCGUUCCAGACACUCCAGCCGCUCGCGCUGACCUGGCCGCCCAGUACACAACAAUCGGGCGCAUGGACCAAGGGAUCGGGCUGGUCCUGGAGGAGCUGCGCAACGCCGGCUUGCACAACACCACGCUGGUGAUUUACACCUCUGACAACGGCAUCCCCUUCCCCAGCGGCAGGACCAACCUGUACUGGUCGGGCACUGCUGAGCCCCUGCUGGUCUCCUCCCCCGAACACCCCGAGCGCUGGGGGCAGGUCAGCCAGGCUUACGCCAGCCUGCUGGAUCUCACGCCCACCAUCUUGGACUGGUUCGCCAUCCCCUAUCCCAGCUACAGCAUCUUCGGCACCAAGACAGUCCAGCUUACCGGGAAGUCGCUCCUGCCAGCCUUGGUGUCCGAGCAGCCCUGGGUCACGGCCUUCAGCAGCCAGAGCCACCACGAGGUCACCAUGUACUACCCCAUGCGGGCGAUCCAGCACCAGCAGUUCCGCCUGAUCCACAACCUCAACUUCAGGAUGCCUUUCCCGAUCGACCAGGACUUCUACGUCUCGCCAACCUUCCAGGACCUGCUCAGCCGGACCAGAGCCAGGCAGCCGACCCAUUGGAACAAGACCCUGCACCAGUACUAUUACAGGGACCGCUGGGAGCUGUUUGACCGGAGCAGCGAUCCCACCGAGAGCCGGAAUCUGGCCUCCGACCCCCAGUACGCCGAGGUCUUGGAGCUGCUCAAAGCCCACCUGUUGAAGUGGCAGUGGGACACUAAUGACCCUUGGGUGUGUGCCCCAGACGGCGUCUUAGAGGAAAAACUGAGCCCCCAGUGCCAGCCACUUUACAAUGAACUGUGA
This is a messenger RNA of Emys orbicularis (European pond turtle), 1506 nucleotides long. It is a transcript of the gene SGSH, whose product is annotated as N-sulfoglucosamine sulfohydrolase. Gene Ontology annotation, molecular function: glycosaminoglycan binding; N-sulfoglucosamine sulfohydrolase activity; N-acetylglucosamine-6-sulfatase activity. The transcript is spliced from 8 exons. Lineage: Eukaryota; Metazoa; Chordata; Testudines; Emydidae. Gene Ontology annotation, biological process: glycosaminoglycan catabolic process; heparan sulfate proteoglycan catabolic process. Bases 1 to 1506 code for a protein of 501 amino acids. The record is from RefSeq and is a predicted model, not a curated record.